This is a messenger RNA of Dibothriocephalus latus, 588 nucleotides long. The record is from the annotation of a GenBank genome assembly. NCBI's taxonomy places the organism in Eukaryota, Metazoa, Platyhelminthes, Cestoda, Diphyllobothriidea, Diphyllobothriidae.
AAUUCCACUCACCUGCCUUCUGAACUCUCCAUCGGAUUCUACCUCCUAGCUCGUUUUUGCACAGGAUCUAUUCGCAACCUCGGGGAUAAGAUCUCAGACGACGAUGUGUAUGGCUUCCGGUAUCAACAGUCGUUCCUGUUUCUCAAUAUCCAUUUGGAUCAUGCUGAAGUAAGGACGCGUCUCGCACCAUUGCCGGGCCUGCCUGGAGAUGCUCCCAGCACUCGAGCGGUCUUUUUGGCUCGCAAUGUCAGAAUCACCCAUGAAGUGGAGCCAUCCGGUCAGGUCGACUUGAAGUACGCGACCGUAGACAUUCAACACUUCGACUGCCACGUCUUAGAUUUAUUUGACGUUAAGCCCGAACAGCAGGAGGGGACUAGCGGUGCCCACAGCUGGAAAAACAAUAUCCCUUUGCUGCGGACCUUUGCGAACCCUGUCUUUCCAAAGCAGACUGACGAGGACCCCCCGAACGAAGAAUCGAUGCUUUCAAUUGCAUUUGAAUCAACCACUUGUGCGUCAGCGGCCACUUUAGGCAAAGUCACUAUAAUUUCAGACGUUGUGCGUCUGACCACACAAUCCUCGAUUGCUUAA